AGGGAACAAAGGGCCUUACCUUGGCAGACUUCACAAGCCUUUAACACGUGAUAAAGAAUACAAAAAAAAAAAAAAACCCCCCUCCUCGCCAUUACCCACACUCUCCCCAAAAGCAGCUGCUACUGCUAGCAGCAUUAGCAAAGCACUUUGCAUGCGUGUAUUAAAAGAGGCAGGAUUCUUCUUCAUUCUCCUUCUUCUUCAUCAUCAUCAUCUUCUUCUUCCCCAUUCUCAAUCCAUUUCUCCUCCCAACAACGAAACUGAAGCAAAGCCCCCAAGCUUUACUUUCCUUCACUGUAACCCACUUCCAUAUAUCUCUCAAGCAGCCAGCCGGAGUGUGGUGUUGUGAUCUUUGGUGAGUGUGUAGUAUUGGGUUUGAUUGUAUUUAUUGUUCUUGCUGCAGUGUUGGCCCCAAUUCAAUUUAUUUAUUUGGCUUGCUCUCUUUUUCGGCUGAUCUCGCAGCAGAGCAAUAAAUUCGGGUUUGGGAUAUGGGGAUAGUGAUUUCACUCAACUCACUCACUGGCCCUUUUCAAAGUUUAUUCCUUUUUCUUCUUCUCCUCUUCCCUCCUCCUCCUUUGCAUAACACCUUCUUGUUCUUUUUGGCCUUUUCUAUGUGUAGUCUUGUGGGUUUCCAAAUCUCUCUGUUGAUGGAAUAACAAGAAUUUAAUGUUUUGGAAUGCCGGGUUGCUGCUGUCUGUGUUUGCUUCUUCCUUCCUUUCCAUCCCUUCAAUAUAUGCCCUGCUUCUGGCCUUUUCUGCUUGUUAGAUUUCUAUUCUUUCUUCCUGCACUUUUGUGGGUUGUAGGGGGUAGAGGGGGGAGAACUUACUGGAGAAGGGUCUACUUUUCCGUCCAUUUCUUCGGUUUCUCCACCAAGUGUUUGCAAUAAUCCUCUGAGAGAGAAAAAUUAGUUUGAAAGCUUCUCCCUUUGUUUGCUUCCUUUUGGCUCUCCUCCUUCCCUCAUGCAACUGUGAUUUGCGCAAAAUGGAACCCUCUAAAUGCCUCGGGGAUACUCAUGGAGGUUUGGGAAGCAAAUGUGCGAAUGCUAGAAGAGCAGAGUAGCUUUCUUGGUGUCUGGUGAACGUGAAAAACAACCUUGGAAGUGUUAAGAGUGGUUUUGUUAUAAAGCUACACAAGAAUGCCAAUAGGACAGAUGAAAGAGAGCUCGGAGCAGCACUUAGUGAUCAAGCCUCAGUUUCAGAACGUUGCAAACAGGCCUGCAAAAAACCGCAAGACUGCUCAGAAUGGGAAAGGGCCACCAUCUCAAUCCCAGGAAACCCAUAAUGCUGCUGCUACUACCAAGCCCCAGAAUGAGAGCUCAAGCUCGCCUCCUGCUGCCGGGAAGAACAGAGGGAGAAGGAGAAGCAGAGGUGGCCGGAAAUCUGAUCAAGCUGAGGCCUUUAUGAGGCCAAGCUCAAGGCCAUGUACUGUGGCUCACAAGCCUGCCAAUGGAAGAGGCGACGAUGAUGAUGGUGUUGGUGGGUCCCUUCCAAAUGGGUCAAUUGAAAACUGUGGAGCUAUGGUAACGGGUCAGCCGCAGCAGCUGGGUUUUCCCACCUCUAGCAAGUCUUUGAACUUUGCUCAAAGGCCUGGCUUUGGUCAGCUUGGGACAAAGUGUGUUGUCAAGGCAAAUCACUUCUUUGCAGAGUUACCAAACAAGGACUUAAAUCAGUAUGAUGUUACUAUUACUCCUGAGGUGGCAUCAAGAACCAUUAAUAGAGCUAUAAUGGCAGAGCUAGUGAGGCUCCACAGAGACUCUGAUCUAGGAAUGAGACUUCCUGCUUAUGAUGGCAGAAAGAGUCUUUACACAGCUGGUCAGCUUCCCUUUGCUUGGAAGGAGUUCACCAUUAAGCUUAUUGAUGAUGAGGAUGGUGUAAAUGGUCCCAAGAGGGAAAGAGAAUACAAAGUGGCCAUUAAGUUUGUUGCAAGGGCUAACAUGUACCACUUGGGUCAAUUUCUGGCUGGUAAACGUGCUGAUGCUCCCCAGGAAGCUCUCCAAAUUCUUGACAUUGUAUUGAGAGAACUCUCCUCGAAAAGGUAUUGUCCCAUAGGUAGAUCCUUCUUUUCACCUGAUAUUAGAGCGCCUCAAAGACUGGGUGAGGGUCUGGAGUCAUGGUGCGGAUUCUACCAGAGCAUAAGGCCUACUCAAAUGGGCCUCUCACUGAAUAUUGAUAUGGCUUCUGCUGCAUUUAUCGAGCCCCUUCCUGUGGUGGAGUACGUAGCUCAGCUUCUUGGUAAAGAUGUGUUGUCGAGGCCAUUGUCUGAUUCUGACCGUGUGAAGAUUAAAAAGGCUCUUAGAGGGGUAAAAGUUGAAGUUACUCACCGAGGGAACGUUCGACGUAAAUAUCGCGUCUCAGGACUAACAGCUCAACCCACAAGAGAGCUAGUGUUUCCUGUAGAUGACAACUCAACCAUGAAAUCGGUUGUUGAGUACUUCCAAGAGAUGUAUGGCUUCACCAUCCAACAUACACACCUUCCAUGUCUUCAAGUGGGGAACCAGAAGAAGGCAAACUAUCUACCUAUGGAGGUAGCAUGAUUAGAAAGAGAUGCGUUUGAACUGUUCUUUUCAGGUUUUGGUUUUCAAAUGCUUUGAAAGUACUCCUGAAUGGAACUGUUUGUUUUUGUACUCUAUAGGCAUGCAAGAUUGUUGAGGGGCAGAGGUACACGAAAAGGUUAAAUGACAAACAAAUUACCGCCCUGCUAAAAGUUACUUGUCAAAGGCCUAGGGAUCGAGAAAAUGACAUCUUGCAGACAGUUCAGCAUAAUGCAUAUGAUCAAGACCCUUAUGCAAAAGAGUUUGGACUUAAAAUAAGUGAAAAGCUAGCAUCCGUCGAGGCUCGAAUCCUCCCUGCCCCUUGGCUGAAAUAUCACGACACGGGGAAGGAAAAAGACUGUUUGCCUCAGGUUGGUCAAUGGAACAUGAUGAACAAGAAAAUGAUUAAUGGAAUGAAUGUGAAACGAUGGGCUUGCAUUAAUUUCUCAAGGAGUGUACAAGAAAAUGUUGCACGUGGAUUUUGCAAUGAACUUGCUCAAAUGUGCCAAGUUUCUGGCAUGGAAUUCAAUCCAGACCCUGUAAUCCCUAUCUACAAUGCCAGGCCCGAGCAAGUAGAAAAAGCUUUGAAGCAUGUCUUUAAUGCAUCGAUGAACAAGACCAAGGGGAAAGAACUGGAACUACUAUUAGCUAUUCUACCAGACAACAACGGUACCUUAUAUGGUGACCUCAAGAGAAUAUGUGAAACUGAUCUUGGUUUAAUCUCGCAAUGCUGCCUCACGAAGCAUGUAUUCAAGAUCAGCAAGCAGUACUUGGCUAAUGUGUCCUUAAAGAUCAAUGUCAAGAUGGGUGGAAGGAACACUGUGCUGUUAGAUGCUAUCAGCUGCAGAAUACCAUUAGUGAGCGAUAUACCAACCAUAAUAUUUGGUGCAGAUGUGACUCAUCCGGAGAAUGGGGAAGAUUCAAGCCCCUCCAUUGCAGCUGUGGUAGCUUCACAGGACUGGCCCGAGGUGACCAAAUAUGCUGGAUUAGUUUGUGCUCAAGCUCACAGGCAAGAACUCAUACAAGAUCUAUACAAAACGUGGCAAGAUCCUGUUCGGGGUACUGUUAGUGGCGGCAUGAUCAGGGAUCUUCUGAUUUCCUUCAGGAAGGCAACAGGACAGAAGCCAUUGCGAAUAAUAUUCUACAGAGAUGGAGUUAGUGAAGGUCAAUUUUAUCAGGUCUUGCUCUACGAGCUGGAUGCAAUUCGCAAGGCUUGUGCUUCUCUGGAACCAAACUAUCAACCUCCAGUGACUUUCAUUGUAGUACAGAAGCGUCACCACACUCGAUUAUUCGCCAAUAACCAUAGGGACAGGAGUAGUACAGACAAAAGUGGCAACAUAUUGCCUGGCACGGUGGUUGAUACCAAGAUCUGCCACCCAAGCGAAUUCGACUUCUAUCUUUGUAGUCAUGCUGGAAUCCAGGGGACAAGCAGGCCAGCUCACUACCAUGUUCUAUGGGAUGAAAACAACUUCACAGCAGAUGGAAUCCAGUCCUUAACAAACAAUCUUUGUUACACUUAUGCUAGAUGCACCCGUUCCGUCUCAGUUGUUCCGCCGGCAUAUUAUGCUCAUUUGGCAGCCUUCCGAGCGCGGUUCUAUACAGAACCACAGAUGCAAGAGAAUGGAUCAUCAACCGGCAGCAAGGACACACGGCUGUCAGGAGAAGCCGGUGUGCGACCGUUACCAGCCUUGAAGGAGAAUGUGAAGAGGGUUAUGUUCUACUGUUGAUUGCAACGAGAAAUGCAAGACUCGCUAGUGGCAUUACUCCGACCUCAAGGAUGUCAGUUGGAGGGAGCAGAAGCUGCUGCAAACAGCAAAGAAAGCCAAAGCAGAAAAGCAACCAACUUCCCUUGUAAAUGUGUUAACAAUGGAUUGGAUAUCCUAGCUAGCUUAGAGUUUCUGCAGGAUUUUCCCCACUUCAGGCCAUGGGUGAAUACUGAAUAGAGAAGAAGCAGAAGGAAAUUGACCCAACAGCUAGACAUUUUAGAGGAAGAUAAGCGUAGUGGCUUGCUCUUCAGACUAGACCAACCCCAAGUUACGUGUAUUUACUAUUUCCCCUUUUGCUUCAGGCCCCAGGGGAAAAUGCAGCUCUCAUAGUUUAGUGUCGUUAGUAGUAGUGUUACGUUUAAAACUGUCUUGGCUUGUAAAGUUACCUUUUCUAGAAUGUCUCUGUCCCGUUGGUUUUUCAUUUUUUGGCUAGUGUUUCGUGAGAUUACAUCAAAACUGAGAUUGACUGUAACCAAGCACCGGUAUCCGUUGCACAUAAGCUUGAUGAAUUCACUUCAGGGUUAAGUUUAAGUAUCAACAUUGAGAUGCCAGCCAGUUUCAAGGAUUGAAAAAUUACGGUGGCUGUAUCGGGAAAGUUAGCGAUAGGGAAUUUUAUGCUGAAACUGUGGGUUAAGUGUUC
This is a messenger RNA of Linum tenue, 4933 nucleotides long. NCBI's taxonomy places the organism in Eukaryota, Viridiplantae, Streptophyta, Magnoliopsida, Malpighiales, Linaceae. The record is from the annotation of a GenBank genome assembly.